Molecule: messenger RNA, 1920 nt
Organism: Diceros bicornis minor
Lineage: Eukaryota; Metazoa; Chordata; Mammalia; Perissodactyla; Rhinocerotidae
Gene: EBF2
Product: EBF transcription factor 2
Exons: 16
Coding region: 128-1873 (581 amino acids)
Biological process (GO): regulation of transcription by RNA polymerase II
Molecular function (GO): RNA polymerase II cis-regulatory region sequence-specific DNA binding; DNA-binding transcription factor activity, RNA polymerase II-specific
Source: RefSeq, a predicted model, not a curated record
GAAACUUCGGCACUUGAUCCCUUUUCUUGGAUUGCUUUGGAGGAGACGGUUUCGUGACAGCUUUGGGAACAGUGAGGACAGUGUUGUAACUCUUAUUUUUAAAGAGACAGUAGAGCAGACUUUUUAAAUGUUUGGGAUUCAAGAUACUUUAGGAAGAGGACCAGCUCUGAAAGAGAAAUCGCUGGGCGCCGAGAUGGAUUCGGUCAGGUCUUGGGUCCGGAAUGUCGGCGUGGUGGAUGCCAACGUCGCGGCGCAGAGCGGAGUCGCCCUGUCCCGGGCCCACUUUGAGAAGCAGCCUCCCUCCAACUUGAGGAAAUCCAACUUCUUUCACUUCGUCCUGGCGCUCUACGACAGGCAGGGGCAGCCGGUGGAGAUCGAGCGCACCGCCUUCGUAGACUUUGUGGAGAACGACAAAGAACAAGGCAAUGAGAAGACCAACAACGGCACGCACUACAAGUUACAGCUCCUCUACAGCAACGGCGUCCGCACGGAGCAGGACCUGUACGUCAGGCUCAUCGACUCGGUCACCAAGCAGCCCAUAGCUUACGAGGGACAAAAUAAGAAUCCGGAAAUGUGCCGAGUUCUCCUGACACACGAAGUGAUGUGCAGUCGAUGUUGUGAAAAGAAGAGUUGUGGAAACCGAAAUGAGACUCCUUCAGACCCUGUCAUCAUCGACAGAUUCUUUUUAAAAUUUUUCCUCAAGUGCAAUCAGAAUUGUUUGAAAACAGCAGGAAACCCGAGGGACAUGAGAAGGUUUCAGGUUGUGUUGUCAACAACGGUGAAUGUGGAUGGGCAUGUACUGGCUGUUUCCGACAAUAUGUUUGUUCAUAACAACUCGAAGCACGGGCGGAGAGCGAGAAGACUGGACCCGUCGGAAGGUGUUCCUAUCUUCUUAGCUACCCCCUGCAUCAAAGCCAUUAGCCCAAGUGAAGGCUGGACCACAGGAGGAGCCAUGGUCAUCAUCAUUGGGGACAACUUCUUUGAUGGCCUCCAAGUGGUGUUUGGGACCAUGCUUGUAUGGAGCGAGCUAAUAACUCCUCAUGCCAUCAGAGUGCAGACUCCUCCUCGGCACAUCCCCGGAGUAGUAGAAGUGACAUUAUCUUAUAAAUCCAAACAGUUCUGCAAAGGAGCUCCAGGGAGGUUCAUUUACACAGCAUUAAAUGAACCCACCAUAGACUAUGGCUUCCAGAGACUGCAGAAAGUUAUUCCGAGGCAUCCCGGAGAUCCGGAGAGAUUAGCUAAGGAAAUGCUGUUGAAAAGAGCUGCAGAUCUAGUGGAGGCUCUCUAUGGCACACCACACAAUAACCAGGACAUCAUUUUGAAGCGAGCCGCAGACAUUGCUGAAGCUCUCUACAGUGUCCCCAGGAAUCCCAGCCAGAUCCCAGCACUGUCCAGCUCUCCAGCUCACAGUGGCAUGAUGGGCAUCAAUUCUUAUGGCAGCCAGCUUGGAGUCAGCAUCUCAGAGUCAACACAGGGAAAUAAUCAAGGCUACAUCCGCAACACAAGCAGCAUCUCUCCACGGGGCUACUCCUCCAGCUCCACCCCUCAGCAGUCUAAUUACAGCACCUCCAGUAACAGCAUGAAUGGCUACAGCAAUGUCCCUAUGGCCAACCUGGGCGUUCCAGGGUCACCAGGAUUUCUAAAUGGCUCCCCCACAGGCUCCCCUUAUGGAAUCAUGUCAUCAAGUCCCACUGUUGGAUCUUCCAGCACAUCCUCCAUCCUCCCAUUUUCCUCUUCAGUUUUUCCUGCUGUCAAACAGAAGAGUGCCUUUGCCCCUGUCAUCAGGCCCCAAGGCUCCCCUUCGCCCGCCUGCUCCAGUGGCAAUGGAAAUGGAUUCAGAGCCAUGACCGGACUUGUCGUGCCCCCGAUGUAAAGAAGAGGAAGAACUGCUUUCUUAUAGCACAAAACUACUUACUCUGA